ACAGACAGUAAUCGGUCUCCCUUCCGCUUUUGCUGGCCGAGCAAAGAAAUUCUCCGCGUGCGCACAGUCAUAUCCUUCCGUGGAGUCGACACUACAGGAGCAUCUGGUCUUCGGCUCUGAAGGAAGAGAGAAGAAAUGAUGCUGCUGAGAUUGCAGAGCUGGCUUGGAAGACUGGCGACUUUCGCUCUCGUUCUGUUCGUGCCCGGACAAUCACAUUGGUGGUCGGCUGGCUUGCAGCAACCCAACGGAUCCGGCUACUACAGUUGCCGUAACAUUCCCGCCAUCGUGAACAACGUCGAGCAGCAGCAGCUGUGCGAGACGCGGCACGACGAAAUGAAGGCGAUCGCUGCCGGAGCGAAUCGAUCGAUCCACGAGUGCCAACGUCAAUUCCGGUACAGUCGCUGGAACUGUUCUGUAGUAGACCGUGACAACACGGUGUUCGGUCACAUUCUAUCCCGAGGAAUAAGAGAGACCGCAUUCAUAUACGCGUUGACGGCAGGAGGAGUGGCACACGCCGUCACGGAAGCGUGCAGCCGCGGCGAGCUCGUCUCGUGUCGGUGUGCUCGUAAGUAUCCGCCACCUCACAAGGAUUUCUCAUGGGGUGGCUGCCUGCAGAAUAUCAACUUUGGCAUCGGUGUUUCGCGAGAGUUCGUCGAUGCUCGGGAAACAGGCAGCGAUCCGAGGACCAAAAUGAACGAGCACAACAACGAGGCUGGCAGGCUGGCUGUGAAGUCUCUCAUGAUUCGACGCUGUAAAUGUCAUGGAAUUUCUGGCAGUUGCAGCACAAAGACCUGUUGGCAAGAACUUCCCAACUUUGAGAAAGUUGGAAACAAGCUACAUGAAUUAUAUCAACAAGCAAAGACUGUUGUGCCAUUUAUGAUUGGCAGAGACACAGGACUGCGAAUGAAGAACGACAUCUCAAAAACUCCAAAGAGUGAAGAUCUUGUAUAUCUAGAAAAGUCUCCUAAUUUUUGUCACAGCAACAGUGUCUUUGGCUCAUUGGGCACGGCUCGUCGACAAUGUAACUUGACUGGACCCGGAAAUUGUGAUUACAUAUGCUGCGGAAGAGGUUAUGAGAACGUUACAGAGACAGUGAAGACAAUUUGCAACUGCCAAUUUGAAUGGUGUUGCAGAGUUCGCUGUGACAAGUGCAGCAAAACUGUUGCCAGAUAUCAGUGCAAAUCAGAGCUAUCAGAUGUUACUGAAGUACAUACAACUGAUAGUGUCGCUAGUAGUUUGAAGAACAACAAGAAAAAGCAGAAACAGAAGGGCAAAAGGAAGGGCAGAAAGAAAAACAAACGAAAGCAAUCUGUGUAGUCAAAUAGCUGUAUUUUUUAUUGAAUGAAGGCACAAGAGUGUGAUUCUUAUACUAAGCUUGUAGCUUAGUUGCUAUGAGAAAUGGUAAUGACUGUACCUCUACUGCAAGA
This is a messenger RNA of Corticium candelabrum, 1427 nucleotides long. RefSeq names its product protein Wnt-2b-A-like. Gene Ontology annotation, biological process: canonical Wnt signaling pathway; multicellular organism development; neuron differentiation. Gene Ontology annotation, cellular component: extracellular region. Gene Ontology annotation, molecular function: cytokine activity; frizzled binding. NCBI's taxonomy places the organism in Eukaryota, Metazoa, Porifera, Homoscleromorpha, Homosclerophorida, Plakinidae. Bases 136 to 1317 code for a protein of 393 amino acids. The transcript has 6 exons. The record is from RefSeq and is a predicted model, not a curated record.